GCACGCUCAGUGACCUGGCGCUCGGACAAAAUAAAAAAAUCCUGCCCUCGAUUCGAUGGACAAUCUACGGAAAGGGGACCCAUUUUGGGGCCGGAAAACCUCCAUUUCUCCCACUCGCUGGUGAGAAUUCCUCGGUUGAUAGUUUUUCCAAUAUGAAGGAGAUGAUUGGGGGAUGCUGUGUUUGCGGGGAUGAACGCGGCUGGACUGAGAAUCCCUUGGUAUAUUGCGACGGGCAAGUUUGUAAUGUGGCGGUUCACCAAGCUUGUUAUGGAAUAGUGACAGUCCCCACUGGACCUUGGUAUUGCCGCAAGUGUGAAUCACAAGAGAGAGCUGCUAGAGUGCGUUGUGAGCUGUGCCCGCAGCGAGAGGGCGCUUUAAAAAGGACCGAUAAUGGAGGCUGGGCGCAUGUCGUCUGUGCGCUUUACAUCCCCGAAGUUGACUUUGGAAAUGUGACAACUAUGGAACCUAUCCUGUUAUCUUCUGUACCUCAUGAUCGAUAUAAUAAGUCGUGUUGUUUGUGCGAGACGAAAGGACGAGAGAGUAAAGCUACCAUUGGUGCUUGUAUGACCUGUAAUAAGAACGGUUGCCGACAAUCGUUUCACGUCACUUGUGCCCAGCAGGACGGCUUGUUGUGCGAGGAGGCUGGACCAUACAACGAUAACGUCAAAUACACAGGUUACUGCUCAUAUCACUACACCAAGUUGAAUAAAAACAAGGAUAUCAAGACAAUACCUCCCUUCAAGCCUCUUGGCAGUGCGUACAGCACCCCCGAAAAGGCAGCGGAAAGGCCUUCUGAUAAGACUGAUAUAAAGACAGAUAAAACGGACAAGUCAGAAAAGUUGAGACUUGAGAAGGUCAAUAAGGGGAAACCCGAACGCAAGAACAGGUUUUGCAUAGCAGAGGCCAGUGCUGCCCUGCUGGCACAGCAGGAAAGUGCUGCAGAGGCUAGAGCAGCUGAGGCUAAAGCCGCGGAGGCACGUCUCACAGAAGCACAUGCCGCUGACUCCAAGUCAGUGACAGUUGCAUCCAGCUCUCCCAGUGGUGGUGGAAAGCAGGAAGACUCCUCUGGGAAGUUUACCAACGCCAAUUUUACCGAGACUGUCAUUGGUCCUGCAGGGACACCUCCGUCUGCCUCAGCAGAGGAUCCAUCUUCAGGCGACAGCUCCUUGAUCCUGAAAUUCACCCGGAACACUGUUACUCAGCCUGGUCACAGGGGUCGGAAGAGUAGCUCGCUAAAGUUAGAUGCACCUGGCUCUGGUGACAACCAGUCUACAGCUGCAUCGUCAAAAUUAGGUGGUUCGGAGUUCAGCGUCAGCUAUUCUGAACGCGUCUCCUCCCCCAAUCAGUCAGCAGAGGAUUCCACCUCCAGUCUGAAACCGACCAAGUCGAAGAAGGUUGGAUCCAAAUCCAACCCCGCCACACCAACUCCCACAACCCCUAUGGUGGUCACAGAAACAGUCAUGGUCAAGGACCUACCACCUGAGAAAUCCCGUGAGACUCCCACAGUGGACGUCGAGACCGUUAUGUCCUCCUCACCUUCCAGGACUGGACCAGGUAAAACCACCUCCUACACAGAUGCCUAUGAGGAAUUCAUGGCCAAGUACAAAUCGGAGCAGCAGGAAGAUGGGCCCAGCAAGAAGAAGGAGAAGGAGGAGGAGACUUCACCCGAUCCCCCGACCCCGACGUUCACUCCAACGUCGACCUUCCCUCCAACGCCGACCUUUUCUCCAACACCGACGUUCCCUCCAACGUCCAAGAUAAUCACCCCCAAGCCGGUCGUCCACAAACCCUCCAGCUCCAAAGCGGCAAUAUCCACAACUUCCAGCAGCGGCGAUGAGGCUACCAAGCGGGAACGGAAGAAGCACCGAAGCGCGAAGCGGAAAGACAGCAAGAUGAACCGGCCACGGUCGGCGAUGCGGUCGCUGAGUGGGGGAGACGGCGUGCCCAACAAGAAGAGGCGGUCCAGCGGAUCAUCCGUGGGAAGCCCCUCCGGGAUAGGCAUGCCGAGGUUAAGCUUCAGCGGACCUGGUGGCAGCGGUGGCUUAAAUUCUCCGCUGUAUCCAGCGGCAUCCAUGCCAAGCUUCCUGAGCCCGGCUGUCAAUCACGAAGAUUCUACAAUCCAAGAUGUCUUCAACAUGGCCGGACAGAGUGGACUCAUCGGGCCACAGUCGCGGCUGGCGGCACUCCAUAACCGGCAGCAUACAGAAGCCAACCAACCUUCUGGGAUGCCAGCUACCAUGGAGCAGUUAUUAGAGCGACAAUGGGACCAAGGCUCUGAAUUUCUCAUGCAGCAAGCCACUCAUCUCGACAUCGCCUCUCUGCUGUCCUGCCUGUACCAGCUCCGGCAGGAGAACACGCGCUUGGAGGAGUACAUCUUGUCACUGGUCCAGCGUCGUGAUCACUUGCUUGCCGUCAACCUCCGGCUCUCGCGACCUCUGAACCAGGGUGGGUCGCCCGAGAACGCCAACUCGCGGCGGAGUCCGAGGUUCAAUAACGUGAUCCAUUCGGAUGUGACGACGCUGAGCGCAAGUAGCCAGGACCUGAACAGCAGUCGGAGUAGCACCCAGAGCCUCAACCACUCACUGAACCACUCCUACAACCAGUCCCCUUCCCUCCCCGCCUCCCAGCCCUCCCAAGCCACGCCCCCUAACAUGAGCCUCAACCACGCCCAGCUACCCUUGCACCCGUCCAGCACCCCGCAGAACAACGGUGUGGCGCACCACGUGGCCCAGUCUUCCUCUACGGCGCGCCACAGCCCCGCCAACCCUUCCCACACUUCCACGGGGGUCUCCGCGACCCACAGCGCGACCCAGGUCGUCUCCGGUCACGGGCAGGCCACCCCUCCCCCCGGGCGGCUCACGCCGGGUCACGCGCCGCCGGGCCGCAUGACCCCCAGCCAGGACCGGGCGACCCCUGUGCAGGUCAAGACGACCUUGGGUCAAGGGUCGUCAUCGGGUCACGGGGCUGACGUCCACAAACGAGUGCCAUCAAGAGACAGCACGAGCACUGAGUCGUCUCACUCCAGUCGGGACAGCACGAGUCGCGAUCAGCUCAGUUUACCGACCGUCAACGCUGGUUCACAUCCAACCAUGGUCCUCCAGCAUCCACACCUUAGCACGCUGGUUCAGCAACAUCUGACGCCUGAACAGCAUCAGCAUUUAGUGUACCAGAUGAUGCAGACACAGAACCAAGCCGGGCUGGGCUUGUCGGUGUUACUCCCCACUGGCAUCGGAACGGCCACCACUACAACCACCAUCAUGCCCCUCAAUGGGGAACUACAGACGCUGACGGCACACACCCAGCCACAGAACACCAGCAGACCCAAGAGUCCAAGAGGAGGCGAGAGACGACAAACAAGUUCUAAAGACAAGAGCUAGCAUCAAGUUAACUGCUUAGCGUAAGUUUGUAAUAAAAAUAAUACUUAACAAAAAAUUUAGGAGACUUUUAUCAUUGUGUUCCCUUCCCUCAAAUAAUAAGACCCAUUUUGUAAAAAAAAAAAAAAAA
Patiria miniata (bat star) is the source of this 3504-nucleotide messenger RNA. Its product is annotated as protein AF-10-like. The record is from RefSeq and is a predicted model, not a curated record. NCBI's taxonomy places the organism in Eukaryota, Metazoa, Echinodermata, Asteroidea, Valvatida, Asterinidae. Gene Ontology annotation, molecular function: nucleosome binding; histone binding. Gene Ontology annotation, cellular component: nucleus. The coding region runs from base 153 to 3377 and encodes 1074 amino acids. The transcript is spliced from 14 exons. Gene Ontology annotation, biological process: regulation of transcription by RNA polymerase II.